Molecule: messenger RNA, 621 nt
Organism: Cladophialophora carrionii CBS 160.54
Lineage: Eukaryota; Fungi; Ascomycota; Eurotiomycetes; Chaetothyriales; Herpotrichiellaceae
Exons: 1
Coding region: 1-621 (206 amino acids)
Source: RefSeq, a predicted model, not a curated record
AUGCCUUCCAUUUCCUCUCUCUGCUGCUCCUCCAGUGACAGGCCAAGCAAGCUGGAAGCGGAAACUCGUCACGCCCGCAUCAUUGCCGUCACGAAUUACACAAGUGCGAGCAGCACUCGUCACCUUCCACAGCGCUGGGACUACCCACUGGAAGAAAACCCGCCCGCAUACGAAGAUACCGUCCAACAAUCGUUGCUCGUUGCAGACGAGAAGCAGCCCAUAGGCUUCCAAUUGACCGUGGAAGCUGGGAAUGGCACCCCUCCUCCUCCUGCCUCCCCGCGUUCCUCCGUCAUCUCGAUCCCCUCCACACGCCUGACAGACCUCACGGCGGCACAGACUGGUGAAACAGUGAGGACAAGCUGGCGCGAAAGUCUAGCGCUGGACAGAACCUCGACGAGCGGGAGUCUACCACCUUACUCUUACUACGCACGGAGGAGUUCGAGUCCGGCAUCAACAGGCGUAGUCGUGGGUGAACGCGAAAGAGACGCCGUAUGGCAACACCCAGUCAUGGCGAGCAAUUGGCUCGAGGUACUGAGCCAGGGUUCCUUGCCGCGAAAUUUGCGGCAAAGAGACGAUCGUCAGCCAACUGGAGAGAACACAACGGGAGCUGGAUAUGGCUGA